UUGGGUACCUGUAUAAAAGAUAUAAAGUUCUGCAAAUACCUGCUCAAUAAAGGGUAUCUUUUCCAUAAAUAUUGCCGUCCCAACAACAUAAAUGCUUGAAAAACGUAGUAUCAAUUACAGAAAUUUUUAGUGGCGCCAUCUACCCGAGGUCAAUAAAACCGACAGCUCGAGCAGCAUCAGCGGCUAGCACGAGGAGCCGAACGAGCGCUUUGGUUUGGUUUUCCGCCGUGUCGAUCUCGACUUCGAACGUCGCCGCUCGGCAAUGCCGACCGGGUGCUCCGUUCUCCUGUGUCCUAACCGGACUGCACAAAGCCCUCUUGUCCGUGCUAAAAAGCUCCAGUUCCAUCGUUUACCACGCGAAGAACGUCUCAGAAGUGAGUGGUGUGGAAGGAUUGGUAGAAGGGACCCUGGACAGGCAGACGUGCGCGUGUGCUCCGAACACUUCGACAGCGACCGCGACUACCGUCGCCUGCCAAGUGUUCUUCGCGAUGCCGGGCAGACGAUGAAGAACGUCUACCUGAAGCCAGAUGCUAUUCCUUCGCUCCGACUGCCCCCCACUGCGAAGCGCCUCUCCCCUGCCAAGGACCCAGCCGUGCCAACGUCGAAGCGCCGAAGAACUGAGAACGAUGAGCCGGUGGAGGUGGAUUGCUUCGAGAGGACCACACCUCGCGAGCACAGCUGUCAUUGUCGUCACCGACCGGCGACACGCGACACAGCGGUCCAGGCCGACCUGCAUGAAAAUCCGGGACCCGCACAGACUCCGAGGCCGCCUGGCACGAAGGACAGUUCUGUGGGCACAGACCGAUGGCUGGGAAAGCGAUCUACCGGCACGCAGUGGAAUUCCUACGCCAAAGGUAUCACCGCCCACUGGGUACAGACCGAGGACUUGGAGACACCCGACAGUAGCAGCACCACUGCCGGCAGCAACAGCACAACCACUGCCGCAGCCUUCGCCUCCACCACCACUACCUCUGCAGUGCCACCGCGAAGACCGGGCCCAGCAUGUGCAAUGAGCCCUGUCCUCAGUGAUUCGGACGAGGAGGAGGAGGAAGAAGAGGACGACGACGACGGCGACGACUGCGACGAUGACCCUCUGUGGGAGCCACCCACCAAAGGAGGCUUUGUCGAGAGUGCCACCACUGUGUCCGGAGAGCCAGACUACAAAGAACGAAAGUUCCUCGUGUUUGAGAGCAGCCUGCGGCAGUUGUUUGCGGUCUGCCAGACGUGCUACAGCCCCUGCAGUGUGUCACUGAGCACGAUUGGCACGCUCCUGACGGUGCACACCUCUUGCCCCGCUGGGCAUAAGAACCGUUGGGACAGUCAGCCCUACAUCAACGGCAGGCCUCUGGGGAACCUCCUCAUCACCAGCUUCGUCCUGUUCACGGGGGCCCCCCCAACCAUCACGCUGCGCCUGCUCCGCCUAAUGAACAUCGUGGUGAUCUCAAUGAAGACAUACACAAACUACCAGCGGGCAAUUUUGAUCCCAGCUGUUGAACAGGUGUGGGAGGAGGAGCAGGAGAAGCUGUUGGGAGAGCUCCGUGACCAACCCCUUGACCUUGCUGGUGACGGGAGGUGCGACUCCCCAGGCUACAGCGCAAAAUAUCUGACGUACUCUCUUCAUGCACCCCACGUGAACAAGAUCGUUCACUUAGAACAGGUUCAGGUAGGAGAGUGUGAGGCGGUUCCCAACAGUGGAAGUAUGGAGAAGGAAGGCCUGAUCAGGUCCCUGGCCUUUGCAAGGGAGAAGGAGCUGACAGUGCGGUCCCUGGCCACGGACAGGCACCGCUCAAUCGCCAAGCACAUGAGGGAGAAAGAGCCGGCUGUCCUCCACUUCUUCGACGUCUGGCAUGUGUCAAAGAGUGUCAAGAAGAGCCUUAACGCAGCCAGCAAGAGCCAUGACUGUGGCUCGCUGGUUGGGUGGGCACAGCCGGCGGUCAACCACAUGUACUGGUGUGCGACGGCGAGCCGGGGCAACCCUGACCUGCUGGUGGGUGCCUGGUCGAGCAUGACAAGGCACGUGGUCGACGUCCAUGCAGACCACCCCGGGAUGUACACCAAGUGCCUUCAUGAGCCCAUCGAAGAUGGUGAAUGGCUGGUGCCAGACACACCUGCCCAUGCCAGGUUUGUGGACGUCGUGUCCAGCAAGUCCCUACUCAAGGACCUGCGCCAGCUUUCCCCUGACACACAAACCUAUGGAUUGGAAUCUUUCCAUAGUGUGCUCAACCGCUUUGCACCCAAGUGGGCUGCCUUUCGCACAAAAGGCAUGCUCGCCAGAUUACGUCGGAAAGCUCGUGGCUCGGGCCGUGGCAAUCUGCAAGGACAUCGGACCUCUGAGGGAGGUCUUCAAGCUUGAUGCGAGGACGCCGCGUCUGCCAAACCUGAACCGGAGCUGCGACAGACCACCAAAGGAGGAUCUGGUUGCUGCCAGAAUCAGCCGUUUUGGAAAGAAGGCGCCCAACGCAACGGAGUAAUGGUUUGCUUUGCAAGCGCAAUACCAGCGCACUCCACUUGCUGGUUGAGUUCUUGUUGCAGUUGGGGCUGUUGUAACAUGAGAUGGAGUGGGGCUCUGGUCGCUCGCACUGUGUAUUUGAGGAAGCUGGCAUUUUGCCUGACGACUUUUCCGUUUCGAGAUGCCUUGAUGCAGGAUCCUCGGAAUGAGAUAACAGUGAAAGACCUGGGGUCAUAAAAUGGGGUGGAUUUGUUGUGCUGCUGUUCUCUGCAGAGCGCGAGUUGACUUGAAAUGAAGUUGUACGUUUGUGCGUAAUGUCACUUGUUGACAUAUGCCUUGUCGUAUCUUUUCCUCGCUGCAUCUGUUUGUUGUGCCUCGAUCUCGGUGUAGCCUUUGUCACCAGGGUUAGGAAGUACUGGUAACAUGUUGCACACUUCCCAGUUCUUUGACAGAUGAGGUGGUGAUGGCUUGGUGUUCACUGCGAGCACCUUUCUUUUGUUUUCGUCGGGCUGCUAGAGUUUUGUUUUAUGAUGCUGACGUUGUGCUUCGCCUCUUCGAAUAGCCGGCCUUGCUUGAGUAUUCCUUGUACGUCGAGGUCGUGUUGUAUGGUAUAGCGGCGCAGCCUUGAGGACUUUGUCGUGAUGAGGAUCUGGUUUUUAAUCUCGGUGUCCAGGCCAACGAACACACAGUGCCUCGCAAGCUGCCGCAGUCAAGCGUAAAACAGGUUGAGUGACUCGCUUCCCACCUGCUUCGUCUGCUGAAAGCGGUAAACUUCGAAGCUCGUAGUUACCUGGGGUAGGAGUAAGCGUCGAGCUUCCUGCGUGUAGCUGUGUAUAGAGCAGUUGUGUCGCUGCAGAACUUUGCUGCGGUUGAGACAGGCGCAGUCACUGGAGGUUCUGGUAGCAUGCAGCAAGUGUCGUAGAGGUCUUCUCCGAUAUAGUGCAACUGAAAGGCGGUGUUCCUGGCAUCAUUUUGAUUCCACAGGCGACCACAAAGUCCUCGAACCGUUUUACCCACAUUGACCACUCAGUGCCGACAUUAUUGGUAUCAGUGACACGAGCGUCAAAGGAGGGAAAUGGGGGGGAGCGCGCCUUAGUCCAUCUUGCUAGGCAGGUGUCAUUUGUUGGAUGCGUCGGGGUCCAUUCCACUUCAUUGCAGGGCGAUCCUUAUGCUGUUCUUGCACAUUUUCUUGGCCAUUUGUAGCGUUGUCUGCGUUUAGGAGGGAUGAAUUUCGUCCGGUUAUGAUUCGGAACAAAACAUGUUUAUUACACAUUCAUAGCUAUCUCGGAUCAUGUGUCCAUGGAUGUGUUAGAAUCUCCUAGGAUACUGCACUAUUGAACUGUUCAUUACAGUACAGUAGACCAAAGAGGCAUGGCCUGGUUUGUGCCUACCAGGUUGAAGGAGAGGGAACGAAGUAUGAGCUUGGUCUGGCUUUAUUUUCACAGUCCCCACUUUUUUGCAAUUCAGGCAAAGGAACAUACCCCCGAAUUUUGUGAAUUCCAAAAGUGAGAAUUGAGGGCCUCUAGAGGCCAGUGUUUUCUUUCGCAUGCUCCUAAAUUUCACUAAUCCUUCAAUUCGCGAAAUUCACCAAAUUAAGGGCUUGCAAAAGUAAAGGGUUUUACAGUAUUGGGACAGCCAGUCAGCGUGCCCAUAUGCAGGGCACACCAACACUCGGAUACAGCAGUUCUCACACAAACCCCCAAGGGUCCUCAAGAGCAUUCAUGGGGGGGAGUCGUCUUCCUUGCAUUAGUGCAUGUCAAAUCAAGGACACGAAACAGGGUGUCCGAUGUUGGCACAUUAUUGUCUAGCGUACAUCACCUUUUACACUGAUUGCAAGCUGCGAGUACCACUUCAUAUGUAGCACAAUCUGAGUACCUGCAAAUGCACUAUGUUUUUGGGACCUUGCCUUGCAGCCUUGUUUUGUGUGUGUUUAGUUGAUACGUUUGGUUUACAUCCCGUCUGCCCCCUUUUCACAUAAUAAGUCUUGUGUCAAACUGAUAGGGGAGGACGCUCACUCGAGUCAAGCCUCGGCUAAAGUGCGAUGUGCUUAUCAGUUUGUGCUGAGCCCCGAGUGAGCAUCCUCUCCUUGAAGCAGAAUGAAAUUGCCCGCAGUGCCCCCGCCAGCCACCGCCUCGGUCACGCUCUCCCAGUGGGUCCUUCGUAUUGCAGCACAUUGUACAUGAAUAGUGCAAAAUAAACAGCAAUGCUUCGUAAGCUGUAGGAAGUACUGAAUGUAGAAUGACUACAUGAACAGUGCAAAAUUGAUUGCAAUGCUUUGUAAGCUGUGGGAAAACCAGCAUCAGUGCUUGAAGUUGUAUGUUUGUUUUAAUCAGUCGAAAUGUUUUGUUGUCUGGGUGCAUAAAGUAGUAUGCUUGCAAAAACUUUAGUGAAACAAUGUGGCGUUUACAACAUUUUUAUUCUACAUCAUGAAACCCCGUAUACGUUUCCGAAGGGAAUUCAUCCUGGAUCCUCUUGACCACGCAGGCCGGUAGAACACGUCGAUUGCGACGUCCCAGCCUCCGCCACAUCCACCGCACGAAUUGGUGAUAGGCCGCAAAACGAAGCCUGGAAAAUUUAUAAGGACAAAGCUGGUCAAUUACCACUGAUACAAAUGUUUGAAGUGCCAGCCAAGACACACUACACAUCUCGAUGAUACUAUACUCAGUUUCAAGUUGUGUGCAGUGCAGGCACAGCUUUCCACAGUGUUUUGUGUGCACAAGCACUUGCACGCAGAGGGUGUGUUUGGAAGCCACGCGCUCGUGCCUGUGCCUACACUGCACACAAGUUGGGACUCCGAGUAUAGGGCAGGUUUAUGAAAUUGAGGUGCAUGUGACAAAUGAAAAUACAUCAAGAUUUACUUUGGAGUAUCUAAUUAAGUGAAACGCAGGACUACAGAGAUGUGAUGUUUUCAAAAGCUGGACGGUGCAAUAAGAUGCAAUGAAUGCCUGACCAUGUUACUUGUGCACAUAGGAGACUUGACCGCAUGUAAUAAAAAAACAGCAUCAUGUGUCGAG
Molecule: messenger RNA, 5463 nt
Organism: Ixodes scapularis (black-legged tick)
Lineage: Eukaryota; Metazoa; Arthropoda; Arachnida; Ixodida; Ixodidae
Exons: 9
Coding region: 263-2353 (696 amino acids)
Source: RefSeq, a predicted model, not a curated record